This is a messenger RNA of Lobosporangium transversale, 5786 nucleotides long. RefSeq lists its product as hypothetical. The record is from RefSeq and is a predicted model, not a curated record. The transcript has 7 exons. Lineage: Eukaryota; Fungi; Mortierellomycota; Mortierellomycetes; Mortierellales; Mortierellaceae. The coding region runs from base 24 to 5786 and encodes 1920 amino acids.
AGGACACAGCAGUUCUUGCAGAGAUGAUUGAGGAUGGUUCUCCAGUAUAUCAAUAUGUGGUUGGUUUGACAAGGUUGCUGGAGUACAUGUCCGUGAUGCUUAUUCACGAUAACGUCUAUGUAUUAUAUGAGCUUUCCAGGUUACUCAUGGAUACUGAUUUCCCAGAUGAUUCUUCAGUUUUAAUCAACAUUGUGCUGCGAAGUGUUGGACGGAUUGUAUCAGAUAUGAAUACAAGAAGAAUCUCAUUAGAAGAAAAGUUUGCUAGUAUCUAUCUGCAAAUUGUACGGAGAAUGCUCGAAAAUCAGCACACGAGGCGCGAAGUGCUCAUUAGUGAGCAAGAUGAACAAGAGCAGGAACUUAGAGACUGCGUCCACACUGAGCAACGGCUCUUGGUAUUGCACGUACUCGGAUUGGUCCUUAAAUGCAUAGACAGUGGUGUUGAGGUUUUUGAGGCUUUGCAGGGAUUUGAGACGUUGGCCUACACAAUUCUUUUGGAUAAGCGUUCGUGUCGCCAUGCAAACCGGAUGCCAGAGAAUCCUGCAUCAUAUGCUGGCGCGUUAAUUGAGUCAUCACUUUGUCAGGAUUGUUAUCGCUCAGAUAUUGUCGCAUCGGAUCUUGCUCUCUGGUUGUUUAGAGAUUUAGCUCUUCAAGAUGCAGAUAAUGGCUCAGUAAUUUCAUGGAUCAUUGUUAUGCUUAAGGCAACCUUAUCAGGGAUCGAGGAACUUAGACGGCAGAAUGAGAUGGCUAAUAGGCAAAGCAAAUGCAACCAAAACUACCUGCAUGUUCAACCUGAACAGCAACAAGAUCAGGCACAUGCAUUAUUGAUAUAUCUUUAUGCUAAGAUUUGCGGGACGGUAUCCCUUAUUUUUCGGAAAAGCAGUAGUUCGAAAAUUGCUUUUGGGGAAGCUUAUGGCAUGCAGGUUCUGCUAAGUAUUCUGAGUAAUACACAACAUCCUGACAUUGCAACAGCGGCCCUCAUAGCCAUUGGCGACUUUUUUGCAGGAUAUGAAGGCACUAGAGCUCUUCUUGGUGAUAGUUUUGCUUAUGAUGGUUUCCUCGAAAUUGUCCUAGACUCAUGUAGACCCCUUGACAAGAUGUCAUGCGAAAUUGUUUUAGAGGUCGCAACAGUUGGAAACGUCAUGUCAACCAAAUCUCGGCCACACGUUGAAUCUGACAGCUCGAUAUACUGCACUGAAGUAUGGCCAUUCAUUGCCAGUCUUUUAGAUCCUCAUCUUCUGUUUCACUCAGCACUGCCAUUUACAAGUCCCAGAAAGAUCGGAGAGCGCAACCCAUUUCGAGAACCAGAGAGGCCGUCAUCAAGUUCUAGGACUGAUCUACAUGUCGGAAUCGCUGCAUAUCAAACGAAUGGCCGAGGCACACCAUCUCGUCCGAGCAGUGUCUAUUUGGACGAGAGCCUAGAUGUCUCGAAUGUCGGGUUCACUUGUCAAUAUCCUCAAAAUCAAUCUAAUAGUGGAACAUUACCUGGUUUCGCCACUUCAGGAAACGCUAGCGCGCCGUCCAGCAACAAUAAUAACAGAUACAGUAUCUUUGGCAUUUCGCCUUGGUCAAAUUCUGGUACGCCAUCCAUCUCUGUGUCUGCAGCCCAAGAGUACAAUGUAAACUUGUAUCCCACUCUUGAAGCCACGGAACCUAAUAGUGAACCUGCUGGUACAGGUUCAUCAAGAGGUAGUAGCAUGCACCUUCAGCGAAGUGGACGCUCUACUCCUCUACCACUAAUUUCGGAUGGUCAUUUGGCUGAUGAUAAUACGACAGAGCCAAUAGUAUCAAUUACAUCAAGUCGAACGAUACAGCCAACGAAGGAUAAAACAGGCCCCGUUAAUAGGAAACGCAGUAAUUCCCGUAACCUUGGAGGCUUCGGCCUAAACACUACUAACCUUGGUCUGCGCUCCGUCAUUCCCUCAGAAAGAAUGGCCUUCAAGCAGCUUGCUGGCAUAGUGUUCCGUGAUGCAGAUGCUGCGAGAAUGACACUACGCCUCCUCGGCCGUAUCAUUGAAUGCAACAAUCCGAAAUUGGCAAUAGAUUAUUUUAAUUUGUUAAUGUUGUUGAUGGAGGUUACUCCGCGGAACAAGGAGCUCUUGAGUCAAAACAACGGCUUACGCUUUAUGCUGGAGAUUCUUUUCAGAAGAGGUCGACAACAGGAAGGAGUUGGGAUGGGCACUUCUGGAUUCCCAUUUUUGCCGCGUGCUACUGACCCACCUUAUGUGGACCUUGUGCCGGCUAUGGGCGCAUAUGAUAUAUCAGCGGAAGACGUGAAGCUUUUAUUUGAUGCCGUGUAUGAUCCCUUAGACAUGUUCUUCCGAUUAACUGCUGAAGCCAAGCCGACCGCGUCGGGGCUUGCAAGCACGAUCAAAGAUUCGCUAGGCCCACUUCCUGAAUUACCCAGUAACUUUGAUAAAGAGCCAAGCAUUAGACGAAACUCUGCAGGACGACCGCGCUCCGAGUCUGCAAGCGCUGCCACGCUGUAUUCUACCAGGAGAGCAGGGGUAAGGUGCUUAAGCGCCAAUCAAAGGUCUUUCAAUGGCCUCCAAUUCAAUCCUCUAUUUAUUGGUGAAAUGGAGCAGCAGAUGAUGUAUGCUAUCGAGAAAAUAUCAGAACGUGUUGAUCCUCCUUGUUAUUUUAACUUUAAUGGACUUAACGCAAGUUUGACUACGCACCCAGGAGUUGUGGAAAGGGCCGUCGCUGCUAAAGGAGGAUAUACAGUUAGUGUAUGGAUCAAAGUGACAGCAUUUCUGGAAAAAGAGACGGGAUUGUUUUGCUACGAGGAAGAGGAUGGGAACAGGACUAUCUUUGAGCUAUAUUUCAAGUCUUUGGACCAGUCAAAUCGAUACUGUCUCUGUGUUCGGACUCAACACUACCCUUCGCCUCCUGAAGAUUUUGUUUUUGAUCGGUUUGAUUUUGCAGAGACUGGUAUAUGGCACCACAUUGUGUUUGUACAUCAUAAAACAAUGAAGCUGAUGGUUGAUGGCUGUGUUAUCCAGUCUUAUGGGACGUUCAACCAGCGUCGGCAAGAAAAAGAAGGUGGGAUGGUUGGAGUACUUGGCAGAAAGGGACGCAACAGUAUGUCGAGUCUGCCGCAUAGUUCCCUAGCGUUCAAUGAUGGAGUUGGCUCAAUUAAUUCUUCGCUUUCACUUGCUCCUCAAGAUGUUCACCAGCAAUUCUCAGCUUCAACUCUCUCUGUAUCAUCAUCGAAUCAGCAGUCAUCACAUUCGCAAGGAGUACACGAGCUAUCUUUGGGCCAUUUCUGUGGCCAAGCUGGGAGGGUUCAUUUCUUACAAGGGGAGUGGGAUCAAGCAACAGCCGAAAAAGUAUAUAACCUCGGGCCUGCUUCCACUGAAUCUUGGAGAGCACUCGAUAUCAAAAGUCCUGUCAUUGCAAUCCUCGAUCCCGAAGAUUUCAAGCGUGAUAUGGAAAAGUUCAUUGCUGAAGAGUUGAGCAGUACGAAGUUCAAGGAUCAACCAAACAUAGUAGACUGGGGCAUUCAACUUUGCUUCCGCUUCUUGGAGAUGACUCCAUCGCAUCUACAACUUGUCGGGCUUCGAGUGAUCUCUAAUCUUCUGUACAAGUCACCAGAGAACAUUGCACAGUUCCAGAACGAGUUGAAUGGAUACGAGAUCAUGUAUGAACUACUUCUCAACACAGCGUCCGAGUUAUCUAUUGACCAUUUUGGAGUGCUCUUUGAUAUUGCGAUAAACGGGAUGAUCAAAGACGAGCAUCUUAUCCUGUCGAACAUGGCUUGUGUUCAGCUGAUCUUGCGCCUACUACCAAGCACAAUGGAUUCAGUCCAAAGCUACAUUCUUCGCACACUGGUGGAUUUAAUUGUGGAGUCGUCUGAAAAUAUGCGGCUCUGGAAGUCGUCAUUCGGAAUGACAACGCUCUUCGAGCUUUUCAGGACUUUACCUGCUCAUUUACGGCCAUUUUUGAUGUGGACACUCGAAUCGAUGAUGGAUGGCAUGACUGUUCAGGAACUAGGCUUGUUGAUUGGCUUUAUCGGUCACGAGGAGCCUGAUCUGUUUGAAGUUCGCCGAGACAUAAUUGAAAUGUUAUAUAAGCGAAUGACAACUGAUCAUGGAUUGGUGGAUUUGCUUGGAUCCGGAUUAGAGGGGGUUACAGUAUUGAUUGGUCUACUAGACUCAUCCAAUGAACAUUUUAGGAUACUGAUCCUGAAGAUGAUUGGCAUCUUACUGAGCGACAAUACAAAAUCAGGUAAAGCCGCACUGGACAAGCCGAAUAUUGGUAUUGGUCUCAUACGCUCCACUUUAGAAAAAUACCCACUCUCUAUGGACGUGAUCCAAGUUUUGCUUGGGCUUGCUCAGAAUAGCUAUCGAUGCGAUCCUAACUUUAGAUCCACAGAGAAGAGCAUUGUCCCAUCAUCCAAAAAGUCUGAGGAGAAAGCCUCAAUUUAUCGACAUUCCUCAACUGUGGUUCCUUCGGUUACAUCAUCCCCUAUCAAAGAAUCGGCUCAUCUCACCAUAACGCCUGAGCUAAAUAGCAAUAAUCUGAUGAAUGGUAUUCAGGACCUUAACACUCAAGGGUCCUCACAGCAAUCCUUUGAAGAUCCUGCUUUGGCAAGAUCAGAGAGUCAUGAAGUUACUCUUCACGGGUCUCUUGUCCCAAGGAAACAUGUCUAUUCAAACAAUGCAAAUGCUCCAUUUGUUAAGAUGAGUGCUCUACCAACAGAGCCUCUCAUUAUCAGUAGCGCUGUCAACACAAACUCUUCUGAAGUUAUGAGCAUCUCUCAACUUGGCAGAGGAGGCGCAAAAAUCACGGAUGAACUCACCUAUGCCAGUAUGAUCCGGUUAAUCUUGGAGCUUACGGGUUCAUUGCCUCACACAGACAUGGUGACCCACACUCUAACAGAUCUGAAGAGACUUAUGACUUUAGAAAACAUGAGAAUACUUUGGGAAGCCGGGUGGGUGAGUUGGGUAGGCGCUUUUAUGCAUGAUAAGGCCAAAGUGCGUGUGACUUCAGCAGCUGAGAACCUUAGCUUUAACCGAACGAUGGGCGUGCUCGAUGGAAUGAUGCAAAAAAUGAUGAUAUUUGACCUCUCACGGAAGGGUUCGGUGACGGUACGGAACAAAGGAACACUUGUCAGUCGUGACGAAGAUGUUGCUGUUCAACUUCGCUUGACAGAGGCUGCGCUUGCCUGGUUUGACAAGAAUCCAAAUCUAGAUACGGAGGCUGCAAACAUAAUUUGUAAAGGGUUGGUAUUCCUUUUUCGGAGACUUGAAGAGCUCUCUAUGAAAUUCGAAGAGAAACAGCGCCAGGUGGAGAAAGAACACCAGGCAGAGAAGGCCCGACAGAAUGCUCUUGAGAAAGAGCGGGAGCGUUUCGCCCUGGAGGCCGUGACUUCAGCAUUGAAUGGAGUCUUGGAUAGUUUGGAUGAUUCUAGUCAGAGUGACGAAUCCGAUUCAAAAUCGAUACUUUUGAAAGCAGAUAAAGGCGAUACGGAUGCGGAGGAGCUCGCAGUCGAGUGUAGCGAGGAUCUUUCAGCCUCCUCAAGUAGUGACACGGUUAAGACCCCUGGAAAUAGACAAGGCCUCUCAUUGUCUGGCUCAAUUUCUCCAACUAGCUCUACAUCUUCGACCUUCUCACUGCCGCUCUCCACUCUUUCAGCAAAUGCCGCUCAAUCAAGCAUGGGCCAGCAGUUCAUGUCAGACCCUACAUGCUACAACAACUCCGCAAUCCGUGCUGCCAUGAAAUCCAGUGGUCUGUUCAAGAUUCGAGACAGUCUCAUUGAGAAGUUAAAAUCAUUCCUUUUGACUUAA